Molecule: messenger RNA, 6672 nt
Organism: Chroicocephalus ridibundus (black-headed gull)
Lineage: Eukaryota; Metazoa; Chordata; Aves; Charadriiformes; Laridae
Gene: CRAT
Product: carnitine O-acetyltransferase
Biological process (GO): carnitine metabolic process, CoA-linked
Cellular component (GO): peroxisome
Molecular function (GO): carnitine O-acetyltransferase activity
Source: RefSeq, a predicted model, not a curated record
UUGCCCUUCCUCAAAAUGGCGGCGUGGGCUUCGCCCCGUUCCAAGAUGGUGUCGGGGCGGCCCCGCCCCCUGGCGGCUGAGUGGCGGCGGGGCGGCGGCGCCCGGUGUCGCCGGUGUCCUUGCGGCGGGCGGCGGCCGGGGCCGCGGGCAGGCGCGGAGCCAUGCUGGCCUUCAUGGCGAGGGCCGUGCACAUUGUCAGGUGGAAGAGGAAACCGAGACAGGCCGAGGGAGAGGUUUAUGAUCUUUUCUGUCCUACCAGCCAUGGAUAGGAAGCAGCAGCAAGCAGAGAAGGCCAGGCCCUACGGCCUGCUGAAGCCAACAGCUUUAGGCAAGAUCCCAGGCAGAUUCCAACUUCAUCAGGAAGCACUGCCACAUCUCCCCGUGCCGCCGCUCCAGCAAACGCUGGACCGCUACCUGCUGGCUCUGCAGCCCAUCAUCAGCGAGGAGGAGCUGAACCACACGCAGGAGCUGGUGGCUGAGUUCCGCAAGCCUGGAGGCGUUGGGGAGAGGCUGCAGAAAGGCCUGGAGAGAAGAGCCAAGAAAAUGGAGAACUGGCUCUCAGACUGGUGGCUGAAGACAGCUUACCUGGAAUAUCGCCUGCCGGUUGUGGUCCACUCCAGCCCAGGUGUGGUUUUACCCAAGCAGGAUUUUCUGGAUCGGCAAGGUCAGCUCAGGUUUGCUGCCAGGCUGAUCGAGGGCAUCCUGGAUUUCAAGGCCAUGAUUGACAAUGAGACCCUCCCAGUGGAGUACCUGGGUGGGAAGCCCCUCUGCAUGAACCAGUACUACCAGAUCCUCUCAUCCUGCCGCAUUCCCGGGCCCAAGCGGGACUCCAUUGUCAACUAUGCCAAAGGCAAAAAGCAGUCCAGACACAUCACAGUGGUUCACAACUUCCAGUUCUUUGAGCUGGAUGUUUACAACAGUGAUGGAAGUCCCCUUACGACUGACCAGCUCUUCAUUCAGCUGGAGAAGAUAUGGAACACCUCCCUCCAAACAAACAAAGAACCUAUUGGGAUCCUCACCACCAACCACCGAAACAGCUGGGCAAAAGCCUACAAUAACCUCAUGAAAGAUAAGACCAACAAGGAAUCUGUGCGUACAAUUGAGAAGAGCAUUUGCACUGUCUGCCUUGAUGCACCUAUGCCACGGGUGUCUGAGGACAUCUACAAGAGCCGCGUGGCCGCUCAGAUGCUGCAUGGUGGAGGCAGUCGCUGGAACAGUGGGAACCGAUGGUUUGACAAAACCCUUCAAUUCAUCAUCGCUGAAGAUGGCUCUUGUGGUCUUGUGUACGAGCACGCUCCCUCAGAAGGCCCACCCAUUGUUGCUCUUCUGGAUCACAUCGUGGAGUACACGAAGAAACCUGAGAUGGUAAGAUCACCCAUGAUUCCUUUGCCAAUGCCCAAAAAGCUGCGGUUUAACAUCACCCCAGAAAUCAAGACUGACAUAGAGAAGGCAAAGCAGAACCUUAACAUAAUGGUCGAAGACCUGGAUAUCAAAGUCAUGGUCUUUCAUCAAUUUGGGAAAACCUUCCCCAAGUCAGAGAAGAUAAGUCCUGAUGCUUUUAUCCAGCUGGCCUUGCAGCUGGCGUAUUACAGGAUGUACGGCCACGCCUGUGCCACGUAUGAGAGUGCAUCGCUAAGGAUGUUCCGCUUGGGCCGCACAGACACCAUCCGCUCCACUUCUGUAGACUCUCUUAAGUUUGUGCAAUCAAUGGACAGCCCUGACAAAUCGGACCAGGAGAAAGCAGACUUGCUGAGGAGAGCUACCCAGGCCCACAGGGAAUACACUGAUAUGGCAAUAAGGGGCAAUGCAAUAGACCGCCACCUCUUAGGCUUGAAGCUUCAAGCUAUUGAGGACCUCGUGAGCAUGCCUGAGCUGUUCAUGGACACAGCAUAUGCUGUUGCGAUGCACUUCAAUCUCUCAACCAGCCAGGUCCCAGCAAAGACAGACUGUGUGAUGUGCUUUGGUCCCGUGGUUCCAGAUGGCUACGGAAUCUGUUACAACCCUAUGGAUGAACACAUCAACUUUGCAAUUUCAGCAUUCAACAGCUGUGCUGACACAAACGCAGCCCGCAUGUCACAUUAUCUUGAGAAAGCACUGCUAGACAUGAGGAUCUUGCUCCAGUCCACUCCUAAAUCCAAAUUGUAAGAGGCAAACAUGAUGCAAAACUCCCAAUUAAAGGGGGCUAUCCCUCAUGCACUGAAGUUCCCAGUUCCUCAGAAAAUGAUUGAGGGGACACCUUACCCUGCCUGGAACCUAGGAGGGCAUCUACCACGUGUCUUCAGCAAGAAAUUACAGACUGGUCAUCUGCAGGUAUCAGCCUCUGUGGUGAGAGGAAACACCGAAGUAGAACUGACUGAUCUUUUCCCAUCAAUGCAAAGUGCACCUUCCUGUCCUCAAAGAGGACCGAAAUAUUAUUUUUAUGGAACUUACUGUAAAGGAAUACAGAAAGGACAGUCCUUACCACUAUCUAAAUCCACUUGGUGAGGAAGGUAGUUCUUCUCCAGAAAAGGCAAGGAAUGUUUAUUAUAUGAUGGAACUACUGUAAGACCAAGUCUUUUUGCUGGUGUAGUCUUCUGAAGAGCGCAGCAUCUUUCAGACUUGACUGAAGAUUUUUCUGCUGCUCCAGCAAAACGUCACCAUUGAACUUUGGCAAGAGGAGAAAGAAGUUCUUAAGUCAGAGCAGAUCCAGUCUCGUUAGAGUGCACUGCAGUACUUAUCCCAGGCACUCCGACCAUUAGAUCCUUUACAAGCCUGGGAAUGUUCCCUUCUCCUUAUUUUAGGAUGCUGGGAUCUCCUGUUCGUUGCACUGACCCCAUUAACAACAGAAUAUCAUUUGCUACAAAGUAAGGUGGGUUUUUUGUUGUUCUGGGCUUUUUGUUAAGCUUGCUAUUGUGGUCCUAGCCAUUGAUCUUCAGGCUCGGCAUAAAGCUUUUUCUCCACAAACCUUCUACAAAACUUCCCUCUCACACAGGUUUUGCUAGCUUUGGCUUUAUGUACCUUAACAUUUGUGGAGAGGAGAAGGGAUUGCCUAUGCAUUUAGCAGGACACUUGCUCCGUUGUACCUUUCUUUGGAAUUGAGGAAAAGAAACAGAUGCUGACUUUCUGUUUACUACCCAGAAGGCCACAUGCCUGGUCUCCUUCAGAACGCACAUUAAUCCAAUGUGGUUUUAUACCUUGAUUUCAGGAACAACAUAUUUGUGCAUAAUGUGUUAUGCCCGAGUUGUGGACAAGUAAGAAUUUUUCUGAUCAGGAACUCCAGAAUAUACUUCCAUUUCUGGCCCACAUCACUCUCCUUUGACAAGGCAGAAAAAUCUUGAAAAGCAGGAAGAAAGCUGAAAACAUGCGAGGACUGUAGAUGUUUGUCCAUUGUGGCAGCCAUUGUUCCUGCAGUGACAGUACAGCAACUUUUCUGCUACUCUUGGGAGUUUUUUUUUUUUCUUACUGCCAUUUUUCUUACUGCCAGAUUUGUGCCAGCUCUAUUCUGCGAGAGCAUGAUCUCAUGAUAGUGUCUUCAUGUUCAGUUGACAAACUUGAGGCAGUAAAAGAUUAUAUAUAAACAUUAACAUACAAUUUUAGCAUAGGAAUUUUUGUAAGCAGUACUUCCAACGAAUCUGCCAGAAUCCAAGCUCCUGACUAUACUUUUAUUUAGUAAAAAUCAUAGGGUAAUGAAGAAUUAUAAUGCUAUUUCUGCAACAGGAAUUUAAUAUCUAAAUUGCACACCCUUCAAGAUGUGGCUGCUGGGACAUCACCAUAAACAAGAAGCAUUAGGAGUCUGAUGGCCUGUUUUGUUACAGGGAAAUACCUGGUCAUAAUUUCUACUUUUCUGAUCAUAGAACAGCAAGGGAUAUGAUCAAAGUGCCUUGGUGAAUAUCUGUAAAGAAAUUUGCACUAAACCUGUUUAAAGAAAAAAAAGAAUUCUCUAAUUUGCUUCUUGAAAGACACAAGCCAACACUACUGCAUUUUUUCCUAAAAGAAUGUUAUUUCAAAGCUUCUAUCUUAUACCUAAAUAAACCUUAAAAAGGAAAAUUUAACUGAAACUCACCUGCACAGCCAGUGAUUGUAUGAACUGCCACUUUCACAUCAUCUACAUGGAUUUAGUUGAUCUUUUACAAGAGUCCUGAAUGGAGUGAGAUAAUCUAAAAAAAAAAAAACAAACCAACCAAUAGGAGCACUACAAACCUGCGAGCACACAUCCCUGCUCUGUUGACUCCUCUGUAUGAAUUAGACUGAAAACUGCAAGAGGAUACUCAGUAUUAUCAGAGUGUAAGUGAUUAUGUAAAUACUACAUAAAAGACCAAACCUUGCUGGAAUAACAUCCGGGUUUAUGGAGCCUUUUACAUUGAAAAAUAUAUUCUUUUUGACAAAGUAUUCCUCCCCUCAUACUGAACCAACCUCUCUUGCCAGGGGAUGAGUUAUUUUUCCCUGUCUGCAAUGCCUUCAACCACUGAUGCUACAGUAUUGCCACUUAAGUAUUUGAGACUGGCCCUUUUCUACUUCUGUCUCAUCAAAAGGGAAGGCUCUCAAAGGAAAGUGCCUAUUAAAGAUUAAGCAGAACUACGUGCUGCUGUGACCGUUAUCUCAGAAGAUGGGAUCGAUCUAUUCUGGAUCUAAAUCUGGAUAUCCCACUAGCUUCAGCAGAGUACAGCUGCAAGAAGCAGACUAUGACAUUGAAAGAGAUACAAGAUUCAUAAACCACUUAAUGCAUCCUUAAUGAUAUACGGAGCUGAAACUCAGAUGAAUGAAGCUGAUUUUUUAAGUGCUUGAAAGGACACUAAAAUCAUUACAAGGUUUUUCCUUUAAAAAGUCUUUUCUUGUUGUACAAGUUCUAAAAUGUCAUGACCUCCUGAUCUAUACCUUCUUGAUUUUUUUGGUGUUGACUUAUUGAAUACUGUUCUCCUCCCUGUUUCUGAUCGUUUCAUCAAGAGAUGUCCAUUGUCUUAAAGGCACAUUACAUACAAGAAACUUAAGUUCCAGAAAAACUACCGGUUUGGAACAAAUAAUUAAGAAAUGCAUAGACUGAAAAUCUUCAGAUAACUCUUGGGGUAUGAGUGCAAUUUAUGACACAGCCUGCUAGUGUUGCAUGCUUUGCUGGUUAGCUGUGUUACAUACUGUUUCCGUAGCGUAAUCCAUGUCAUGCAAAGUUUUGAAACGUUCUUUGAAUAAAAUGAAACACAAUAAACAGAUAAGUGCUACAAAAAGGCUUAAAUCUCCUUAGACACUGCAGAAGUUACAGAACUACCCUUAUGGGAGGAUGUUUGUGUGGGGACAGCAAGAACAGUGAACCACAGCAUUCUGUCACCUUCCUUUUAUUGUCUCAGUAUCUCCAUCCAGCCCCCUCGAGUAUAGGGGAGGAAUAGAAAGCAUCUGCUUGCAAAGCCAUGUAUUCCAAAGAAAAUAUUCCAUUUCAGAAACUAGUGGCAGGAGAUGUCAUACAAGUGUAGGAUAAUAAGGCAGAGCUCAAAUCUUUUUCCUGCACAGCACCAUUUAGUUAAGAAAAUCCAUGGGAUCACUAAGGAAUUUCUACUACAUCAAGUAUUGCAAAGAUUUCAGGAAAGGUACAGCAAAAGUAGGCAGAAGAUGCAGAUUACAAACAACUCACAGAGAACAGAGAAGAGUUUAUUACAGUGUCUUAAAAGAGCUCUUCUUUCUUUCCCUUCCUCCUGAGAAUUACUGUAGGAAGCUUGGGUUUGAAGGCAACGUGAAGUGGAAUAGCUUUUUAUACUACGCUGCUCUCCACAAGGGGAUGAAACCUCUCCCCUAUGCUCUCGUUCUCAAUAGGUGCUUCCACACAUAGUUUUUCCAGCAGUCUGUCGUAACAGCUUAAGAGGGGCUAGGAAAGUGCUAGCCACUCCUGAAACAAUCCACUCUUUCAGCUUUGUCCUUGGGGAAGAGAAUUGUUCUGGCUUUGUAAGUUAACUUACAAGAGAUAUAAAAAGGAAAGAAAUGGUUUUGCAAGAAAUAAGUGAUAAAGAAAUAAGUGAUAAGUACCAGCUUUCAGACUGAAACAUAUGGUACUACCAUAUCAUGUGGCUCAUCUGAUGUCCUGUCUCAUUGUAGUAGAGCUGGCCUAAGUCAGAUCAAAAGUCCCUGUGAAACCUGCAAAAUGCCUCUUUAUUCUGGUGCACCUUCAAAGCAGAUCCAGUGCUCAGGUCCUUUGGAUGUUAAUAGGAUUGCUCACGUUAUGUAAAUACUAAAGAGUUCUUACAAAAAAAAAAUAAUGUAUUUGCUGUAACAACUGGAAACCAUUUACUACCCAUAGCUACUUAAACACAGAAAUUUAAACAGCCUUCAUUCCUGAUCUCCUAGAUGAGGAUCACGGCUUUCUACAAUUAACACUCUGGUUGUCCAACGGUUUUUCUACAGCAGCUCCCACUCCAUACGAACACACAAACUCCUUUGGCAACAGGCACAGAUGAAAACUUAAAAAAAUAAAAAAAAGAUCAAGAUGAACAGAAACACAUCUCACUUCAAGCAGCUUUAUAAUGCAGGAGUCUGAUUAAAGUGGAGAUUGUAAAACAGGCAGCGAGACCGAGAUGUGACAGUCAUUUUACCUCUGCUGACAUGACUGCAUCGAAGGCACACCGAUGACCUUUGAGCCAGUUCAGAAGCUGUCCUUUAUCUGUGAAAGUUCAAGUCAAUUGUGCUUUGAAUAAAUACUCCCCUGUAGUUACA